AUGAAAAAGUAGGAAGGACUUGUCGGUCGAAAAAAGAAACCAGCAGGGACUAAAAUACAACAAAGGCUGACCCUGCGACUGCGAGAAGGGAAAUCUCGAGGACUGCCUGCCUGCCUGCCUCAUUCAGCUUUGUCCAUCCCCUCCUCCCUCUCCCCAUUCUUUCCCUAUUAAUGGCAGAGAUGACUUCAAAUCUGAAAUUUCACCCCUUCGAGGAGGUUGCAAAGCACGAUCAGAAAGAGGAUUGCUGGCUUAUCAUCUCCGGGAAGGUGUAUGAUGUAACCCAAUUCUUGGAUGAUCAUCCUGGAGGUGAUGAAGUCUUGUUAAAUGCAACGGGGAAAGAUGCAACGGACGAUUUUGAGGACGUGGGGCACAGUGAUUCCGCAAGAGAGAUGAUGAGCAAAUACUAUGCUGGAGAGAUUGACAGCUCUACUCUUCCAGCAAAGGAGCAGUACAAGCCACCUCCAAAACAGCCCGUUGCAGCCAGCGAGUCUCAAGGUAUUUUAUUAAAGAUAAUGCAGUUCCUUGUACCGCUCUUGAUUUUGGGCUUGGCAUUUGCUUUGCAAAAAUUUGGCAAAAAAGACUAGGCAAACCAUUCCAUUUAUACAUGGGGUUCCUGUGUAUCGUUCACGCGAAUUAAAGAAGAAACUAUUCCUGCUUUUGCUGCUUAGAAAUGGUCUUGUAAGAAUUUGGUCGUUUUCCAUAAAUUUCCUGCCAUAGCUAGCCCCUUAUGUAUCGUGGACUUUUCGAACUGGGUUUACCUUAUAAUAUUGGAAUUUUAUUUUA
Diospyros lotus (date-plum) is the source of this 783-nucleotide messenger RNA. Its product is annotated as cytochrome b5-like. Gene Ontology annotation, cellular component: membrane; intracellular membrane-bounded organelle. The record is from RefSeq and is a predicted model, not a curated record. Gene Ontology annotation, molecular function: heme binding. The transcript is spliced from 4 exons. Lineage: Eukaryota; Viridiplantae; Streptophyta; Magnoliopsida; Ericales; Ebenaceae. The coding region runs from base 171 to 584 and encodes 137 amino acids.